UCCGGGCUGAACUGUCAGUGGAAGCGCAAGUUGGUGGAUGGAAAGCGGAUCUGCUGUUGGCAAGCCAAAUACCUUGCCCGCAGGUCACCUAAGUAGACAUUCACUUGCGACACAAACCGAAGGCCAUUCAUUCCCAAGGGACUACGCUUUGGAACGGCAGAAAUCAAAGAUGCCUUAUGUUCUCAUCAGCACUCAGAUCCGACUGGAGACGGGCCCUACUAUGGUCGGAGAUGAGUAUUCCGAUCCAGCAAUAAUGAACUACCUGGGAGCCAGGAAGACAACCAUUCUGGGUAACAACUUUUCAGAGUACCACGUGGAUGACCCGCCCCGUUUGGUUCUGGACAAGCUGGAGAAGAUUGGGUACCGUGUGGUAAACAUGACGGGAGUGGGUCAGACGUUGGUUUGGUGCCUGCACAAGGAAGCCGUUUGACCUGAGAUGUGUUGUUGUUUCCUUUGAAAAAGUCUCACUUUUUGAGAUAGGAGACAGGAGGCUGCAGGGAUCAGGCCCAGGGCUGCAACCUCAGUACAUAACUCCGGGGAGGGUGGGGGUGGCUGUAUUAUAUUGCUGUCUUAAUCCUGCCAAUUCUCACCUCUUGGUUGAUUUUAGAAUUUUACAGAGGAACUUGCAAAAAUGGAACUGCCAAUGAGCAAUCAGUAUUAUUACAGAUUACUUGUACUAGGCUAAUUGAUUAAUAUGGUUUACAUACUGUAUAUAAUGUCUAUAGAGCUAAAUGAAAUCAAAGUAGGAUUUUUCUGGAUAGGCACAUAGACAAACCAAAAUGAUAAUGCAUCUUUUAAAGUGUAUCUGUUCAUCUUGCAAUCAGGUGCAAUUUCAUUUUCCUAGUUUUACUGUUGAAUGCAUAAUGUGCUGUUUUCAUAGUAAGGAUAAAGAAAUAUCCCUGUUCUUAAUAUACAAAAUAAGUUUACAUGAGGGUGGUGGGGGGUAAUCCAAUACAUUUAGCCUAUAGUUCCUGUCCCACCCAGGAGAUUAUAAAUUAUAUGGGGGAGGAAGGGAACCAUGUCAACCUAACCACAUUCCAGAAAGGCUAAAAGCCUUAUUAGGUAUUUCCACAUAAUUCAUUGUUUUGCCCCUGGGGGUUGAGGUGCAAAGCCUCUUCAUAUCAUACAUUCCAGACAGAAUCAGAAUCAGAUCGCCAGAUGUACAUAGAAUUAACAUGUUUCUCCAGUAGUGAAGGGGAGUUGAAGGACUAUGUACUUGCAUGCAACAUCAACCUGCUUCCAUUGAGCCAACAGGACUUCCUUUUGUACCAUUGAUCUGUAGGCUUCAGAACCCAUUUUAUUGGGCUGAAAGGACUUAAAUGUUUGAAAAGCACAAUGUUUAACUUUCAGUUCAGUUUAAAGUUUUGUCAGUUUCUUUCUUACAGAGGUAAUGGGUUAUAAAGCUACGGUAACAUGUAAUUCUCUAACUGUAAGGAAGAGAGGUGAUGAGGUGAAAAUAAAGAUGAAACCACUGGUCUUUGCUGAUGGAAUUGUGUUUGAUUAUGAAGCAGUGAAGAUCUGAAGAGUAGCACUGUACUAGACCUCUGUAGGACUGGAGUUACAACACUAUGCAUCAGCAGCUUCUCUUGCCAUAUACCUAAUGUGACAUCACAAUG
This is a messenger RNA of Megalops cyprinoides (Indo-Pacific tarpon), 1616 nucleotides long. Its product is annotated as GTP cyclohydrolase 1 feedback regulatory protein. Gene Ontology annotation, cellular component: nucleus; cytoplasm. The coding region runs from base 38 to 430 and encodes 130 amino acids. The transcript has 3 exons. NCBI's taxonomy places the organism in Eukaryota, Metazoa, Chordata, Actinopteri, Elopiformes, Megalopidae. Gene Ontology annotation, biological process: negative regulation of biosynthetic process. Gene Ontology annotation, molecular function: GTP cyclohydrolase binding. The record is from RefSeq and is a predicted model, not a curated record.